AUGGCGAAUUCAAGUCCUUGGGCCACCCCGCUGCUCUGGCUGGCCUCGGUGGCUACCGGCUCUGCACUAACGGUUGUGCUCUCGUCAGUCCUGGCCAAGCAGCUCGGCCGUACGGCCCACCGGCUUCGCCAGCUUGACAUUCGCGGCAUUGAACAGCUCAAUCCUUCGGCGCUGGCCGAGUUGGCCGCAAGUACUGGCCAUAGUGCCAAAUCUGCUCGAGAGGCCCUUCUCCUCCUCGCCACCAAGCCAGGCCAGAUAGAGUCGAUGGUUGAGCGCGUGCUCUGGCUCGCCCGCCAACUUGCGACCAAUCCCCUCGAGCGUGCGUACGGCGAUGGCGAUGACGAAGAGGAACUUGAGCCACGUGAAUUAGAGCUCCUGCAGACGAUAAUGGUAUUGGAGGACCUCAGUCAACACGUGCCCGCCGCGAAGAUCAUGUCUGACUUGGGUCUGAUUCAACUGCUGGCCCAACACCUUCCAUCCUGGGCCACCAAGUUACAGCAGCACGGGUUGAUUCUACUCUCGGUGCUAGCCGCCAUUGCCGAGGAUGGCGCCACGCAACUUGCUCAAAACGAAGCUUUUCGCAAAUGGCUUGUUGCAGAUUUGUCUGCUCGCCUUGGAGGCAGACUCAUCGUAUUUUGGCAGACGGUGCUCUAUCAUCUCAUCGUCACGAACCACGCCGAGCUCACCUCGCGCCAAGACCUCGUGCUUCUGCGCGAGCUCUCACUCGUAUUCUACGGUCAAACGGAGCUGCACCGCCAAGUAUUGCAUGCUCUUUUACGCGUGGCCACCAACGGUGAUCCGGCUGAUAACACGGCCCGCCUCGAUUCCAUCACCACGCCCCACCACCUGCGCAUGCUGGUUGGUUCCUUACGCAGCGAUGACCACGAUCAGGCCUAUUGGGCCCUUGGCAUCAUUUACGAGAUGACGUCGCACGGCGUGGCUAUUGCCCAAUUACAACGAAUGCCUAAGAUCAUGCAGGCCUUCCUAAACGUGCUCAAUGCCUUUGAGGCCACCAUUCAACGGGUCAUCCUGCGGGCCAUUGGAAGUUUGGCGCUGCGCAACUCUGACUUCAAGUGGCGCAUCCUUCACUCGGGUCUCGGCUUUCGCAUUUGCGAGUGCUUGACCUCGGGUGAUGAGGAUUUGGCCAACUGGGCUGUCGUGGUUGCUCAUGAUCUGACCAUGCUGGGCAAGGACGCUUGCCAUCAGCUCGUGGAACAUGGCCGUUUGAUCCGCGCCUUGGAAGAGCUCAUUCAAAAGCAAAACGAACAGACGAGCCGCCUGGCCGCGGAGACGUUGGGGUUCGUCUGCUCUCACCGCUCACUGCACCGCGAUUUGAUUCGGCAAGGCAUCAUCAAGCCCAUCCAUCGGCUCUUGGAGAGCGAAGACGAAGAACAGGUGUUUUGGGCCACGGCCAUGAUGCUGUCGCUUGUGAGCACACUGGCUUGUAAAAGUGCGCUGGCUGAUAACAGCACAGCAGACCUUUUGAUGCCCUGGGCCACGAAGGACGAGGUGCACCAAAUCACUGUCAUGGCUGUGCGUGUCCUGACUUCCUUGGCCUUUCAUCAACGCAACAUUGCGUUUCGUGUGGCCCAUGAAUUGUGCCCAGUGGUUCUGCAGCGCCUCAUCAGCCAGCCCGAGCCAGACGCAGACGAUAUCCAUCUCCUGGCCGUCCUCUGUCGUUCUGGCGGGUCACGCAGGCAGGUCUUUCACACACCACACGCCAUGGACCACCUGCUGGCUGCCAUCUGGCGCUACUGUACCUUUGACCCUGAGCGCUUGGUGGCUGAACCCGAGUCCGCCACGGCUGGAGGCUCUUUGCUUCGCGUACUCCACCAACUAGCAGCCGAUGCACGGUUAGCCCCGUCGCUCAAGGCCCAUGGCCUUUAUCAACUGCUUGGUGUCUUGCUUUGUGGGUUAGUGCGGCGUAAUUUGGUGCUGCGGCGCGACCUACGCGCCAUGCGUGGCUCUGUGCCCUCGGCGGGUCACGUGCCAGCCUCGUCGAUUGGCAGUUUUGCAGACGAGGACGACGACCUUUCAGAAAUUUCGGGAGUGGAGCACGUUGACUCUGAGGACGAUGUCGCGUCCCUUCCAGGUGAUGAUUUUGGCCUUCCUCGUCGCAAUAACUUCGAAGUCAAACCCCGUGGCUCCACCACCGUCGUAGACCUAGACAAUUGGGGCCCGGAUCUUGGGCCCCACCUCCCACAUUCUCCCCACUCUCCCUCUCCAAGCGCAGCACAGGAUGAGGGCCCUGGUUUGUUUGUCUCACCUGCUGAGCGCAUGUCGCUCCUUCAACUGGGUCAGACUACGGCCAACGAACUUCCGACUCGUUCCGUGGAGCAGCGCCCUCGUCGCCUCUCCCGUUUGCGUGGCAACGGCGAACAACAGAGCGACCAUGCAUCCCCUGAGCCGUUAUCAAUGUCGUCGUCACCACAACCACCACCGGCACCGUUGGAAGAGACAUCCGCUACUUCAAUAGAGGGUUUUGUUGUUGCUGAUCAGCUUCAAGCGCCAAAUUCGAGCACUCCCAAGCGCAGUCGUCCACUACGCUCUUCCGGUCCGGUGGCAAAUGACCCUUCGUAUCUGGAGGACGAGCCUGGCGUCCCUACCACCCCUCUGCUCACGCGCCGACAGCCUUGGCUGCAGUCUGAGCACGACUCGAGCCUUGACAACUUUACUCUCAACAUUGCCCCGAUUCCAGCCCGGCGCCCUGUCGUGAAUCCUGGCGUGCAUCGCUUUCCAUUGAUGCAGUCCGAUCCGGCGCCGACUCCGCCUCGCACCGCCCGUUCAGCGUCAGCAGGCGACAUUCAAUUGGAGGCACCUGUGCCUCGUGCACCUCUCCAUCGGGAAACGAGAUCGCCCCGAACUUUGCCUGAGCCAGCGCCUGCCCGAGGUGCCCGCUCUUCCGAUUCAGGAGAACUUGGCUCCGUGUUUGAUGACACGCCCGAGUCGGGUCGCCUGUUAAAUGUAGCGUCUGCCCCCGUGCCCAUUCUAAAUUCCGCUUCUGCCCCAGCUACUGCCGGACUAACACCACCGGAGCGGACCGAUCCAGUAUUGGGGGACCCCUUGGUCUCUCCGCUACUUGCACGACGCUCAUCCAUGAGCCUGCAAGCAGCCAUGCCAACCCAUGCCGCUGCUGAGGCCGUUGUGGAUGCGGAAGCUGGAGUCCUACCAGCUUCGGAUCGAGAACGUACGAGCCAGUCUGCAGAAGUACCGCCUGUAGCUGCUUUGCUCGAACAGGACGAUGCCCUCUCGCAACGUCACAGACAGCCCUCUGCGUCAUCCAGCGAGGCCGUGCGCUCCGUUGACGAUCAAUCUGUCCGCAGUUUGGCCUCGUCACUCUCGGCGAACCAGAACGAGGUCGCUUCAGACGCAGCCCGGUCCGAUGCACAUCACCCAUCUGGGUCUGAGCUUGAACAAGCGCAGCCUUCCUCCCGCACGGCGUCGACUCAGUCAAGCACCUUCCGGCUCUCUCGCACGGCACCAUCUCCGCUUGAACCGAUCUCGGGCGGGGAUAACUGGCCGGCCAUGGUGGAGGACGAAGACAGAGAAAUAGAGGAGCCAGAGGAGGACGAUGAUCCUAAUGGCCCUCAAGAUUUUGAAUUUGAGCAGGAUGACGAUGACAACGACGAUGGUCUCUUUGAAGCAUCUUCUGACACGGGUGUUGCAGGUAUUUCCACCGCGAAUGGCAGCCAUUUUGUGCUGCCUGACGUUCAUUUGCCCCGAAGGCCGUCUCGCAUGAGUGACGUUAGCGUGGCCAACAGCGACACAACGCAGCCGGAUACUGAGAGUCCAGAGGAGAGCGAUGGCGAGCGUGGCCGUGUUUUUCAUCAACGGUUGAACGCAACACGCCCCAUGACGCGGCUCAGAUCUGUGACAUUUGCACACAACGUGGAUGAACGCGUGCUUUCUCCACUGGUGGAAAACUCUGAUCAUGACUCAAGCCGUGGGCGCCUCAGCGCGCCCUCCACGCCACAAAGCUAUGCGCAGCAUCGCAGCCGCAGUGCACCUUCGCUGCGGCGCAGUGCUCCCUCUACGCCCGCGGCCGAAACAGCCGAGCAAGUGUUUGCUUUGGCCUCGCAGGGCACCCAUAACGACUUGAUGCAUGCCAUGGUAUCUGCUGCUCAGGAUUCUGGGCGCCCAGCCCGUCGCUCAGCCGACGACACGAGCGCCAUUCGUCGGCCGCCGCCGCAAUUACGGCCACGUGCUUAUACCACCGGCGCCGAUUCAUCGCAUCGCAUUUUUACAUUUGACAACGCCUCGCGCCGCGAUCUUGAUGAUGGCUUGGAGGCAUUCUCGCCGGCCCGCAGUCUGCUCGAAUCACAGGCUUCCUUUUCAGCGCUCGCCACAGAGCGCCCAGUGCCGCGAGCCGUAUCCAAUGGGCGUAUGGCAUCGCAAGAAUCCUUGACCACAGCCGAGCCACUCGAUCAAUCGGACGGGUUGCUGCGCCUGCGUCUAGAUGCAACAGCCGCGGCACAGUCUCGUUUGGGCUAUGCCGGCCGCUUGAAUAACCGUGAGGCCACAUUGAGCUUCCAAGAGAUGGCCGAGGAUGACCAGGAAUUGUCUCCCUUGACAGCCCAUGCUGAUAAUCUCGAGGCUUCUCAACUCGAGCUUGAGCAGCUCGAACACUCUAUCGUCAGCACGAUGAAUCGGAGCCUGGAGCCCAACAUGACCGUUGAAGCGAGCAUUUGUCAAGAUACCACCGACAAGAAUGGGUCUAUUCUAGGCCUGUUUCAAGAAAGCGAUGAUGCGCAAGAGAUUCAAUCCCAUCUUGACGCCAUGCAGCGUGCCAUGUUGUACGGUGACAUUAUGACGAGCUACCUGGACAUUCUGGUCGUGUCAUUAGCAAGCCUGUAUCAUCAUGAUGAUGAACUCAAGGAUGAGACGCGCUUGAGCGAUGAAAUACAUGGCACGGCCUCCCUCUUGUGGAUGGCCUUGUUGGCUGUUCCCAGCCCAUCUACGGCAUUCAACGUGGCCACUUGCCUCAACCUUCACGCUCGCGAGGUGUACAAGCUCAUGCUAAACCGACGCACGUCUGCCCGAGGCACGCCGAAGCGGGGUAGCGUGGCACACCGAGGCUCACAGAGCUCCACUCUCGCUGCGUUCAUCCCGUACCUCUCAUCGAACAUGAGCACGAGUCAUUUGCUGUGGGAUCACGGAACAUUGACGGCACGCAAUGAUUUUUGGACGUAUGAAACAGCGGUGCUAGACGGUGCUGCCCACUCUUCCGGCAUCUGGGCGUUUGGCGUUCGCCUUGAAUCUAGCAGUGUAACUCAGAUUGGCUGGUGCACUAGUGGGGCUCGCUUCCACGCGCGAGAUGCUUGUGGAGUCGGUGAUACUCGUGACUCAUAUAGCUUCGACGGCGAGAGGCUUCGAAUCUGGCACGAUGGACGCGAGCAACUGAUUGGCGGGAAUCUGUCUUACGGGCGUGCCUGGAGUGCCGGGGACGUUGUUGUAGCCAUCUUGGACUUGGACGCGGGGACAAUGGCGUUUCAGGUGAACAAUGAGUACCUGGGCAUCGCAAUUCGAGGCAUCAACAAGUACAAGCGUUGGCAUCCGUGUGCCUCCUUGGCAACGGGCGAAGAGGCACACUUUCUCUUUGAACAUGCCUGGUUCCCAAAGGAGGCACGCCCUUGGGAUCAAGCGCUCAAUCUCGCGCCCCGGCCGCCUCAGUUGGAGGAGCGUGUGCCCCUGACUUUGCGCGAAAUGCCACUGCUGGUUGCCCCAGUCACCCUUUCAGCCGCCGAUCUUGUCAUGUACUUUGAGGCGACGCAUGUGGCCGGAGAGACAGUUAGCUGGCUCGGCUAUGCCGAUGACGUUGGCGAUGCUUGUGGCGUGACGGUUGAUUGGAGCAGGGGUUUAGUCCAAUGUGGGCCGACCAUUUUGUGGUCCCGGGAUGGCAUCGGUCUUCCCGCCCAUGUGUGCCAAUCCAGUCAAAAAGCACUUGAGGUAGUUGGCAUCGGUUUGACAACUUCAUGCCAGGUCAUGCUCACCGUCAAUGGCCAUGCGCUAGACGAGUGCAUUGAGGCAGUGCCAGAUGCUUUGCUGGAACGAUACUCCCCGACACGCAUGUUAUGGCCCGCAUCGAGCACAUCGUUGUGCUUGAACUUCGGACAAUCAUCCUUUGCAUACGGUGCAGCCGAAGCCGCUGCUAUUCGAGCCGUGAUGAUUAAGCGACUCCUGGGCCAGGGGGUCCGCCUGUUGCGUGAUCCCACUGCUGAAUCUUGA
Molecule: messenger RNA, 6225 nt
Organism: Monosiga brevicollis MX1
Lineage: Eukaryota; Choanoflagellata; Craspedida; Salpingoecidae
Exons: 19
Coding region: 1-6225 (2074 amino acids)
Cellular component (GO): cytoplasm
Molecular function (GO): protein binding; ubiquitin-protein transferase activity
Source: RefSeq, a predicted model, not a curated record